AUGGAGCUUUUCAACUCAGCUCUAGGAAAGAACAUCACUUUUGUACGUCCUGCAUAUUUCAUAAUAACUGGAUUUAUUGGCAUACCUAAUAUAAAGUAUUACUAUGUGUUUCUCUGUUUUGUUUAUAUAAUUGCAGUGCUGGGAAACACAAUUGUGAUGGCUGUAAUAGUCUUGGAUCGUAAUCUAAAGACUCCAAAAUAUGUUGCAGUUUUUAACCUGGCGUUUGUGGACUUGUUUGGUAGCUCUGCCUUGGUCCCGAAGGUUCUUGACAUCUUUCUGUUUAACCACUACCACGUUCCCUACUACGACUGCUUGGUAAUGCUUUUUUUCUGCUACACCUGCCUUUCAAUGCAGUCUCUUAAUCUGGUUAUACUUUGCUAUGACAGACUAAUGGCUAUCACUUACCCACUACACUAUCAAAUGAGGAUAACCAACAGGUUCAUGUUAAAUUUAAUUGCCUUUGCCUGGGUCUUUGCCAUUAUUGCUGUAUUAAUUACUGUUGGUCUUCUUACAAGGCUUUCCUUCUGUAGGUCUGUGGUUGUUAAAAGCUAUUUCUGUGACCAUGGUCAGAUAUACAGACUUGCCUGCAAUGACAAAACUCCCAACAUGGUCAUAGGAGGUUUGUUUCCAUUUCUUCUUGUUUGGCUGCCACUGGCAUUUAUUGUGUUUAGUUAUUCAUUUAUUGGAUAUGCACUGUCUAAAAUAGCCACAAAAAAUGAACGAGUGAAAGCCUUUAAAACCUGCACAGCUCAUCUUUCAUUAGUGGCACUCUAUUUCCUGCCAAUACUAGUCACAUUUACUAUGAGUUCAAGAAUAAAUUUAAAUGCCAGGAUCAUAAAUCUGUCAAUGGCCUCUGUCUUUCCUCCUAUGUUGAACCCAAUUGUUUAUGUUCUGCAAACGCAAGAAAUCAAAGAAUCGAUAAAAAACAUAUUAAAAAUCAGAGGUCAAUUCAAAAUGACAGUCAUUGCCUCAAAGUGUAGUCACAAGUUUUUGGAGGUGCACAUCAGGCGACGGCGCAGGGCAGCAGUGCUGGGAAACACAAUUGUGAUGGCUGUAAUAGUCUUGGAUCAUAAUCUAAAGACUCCAAAAUAUGUUGCAGUUUUUAACCUGGCGUUUGUGGACUUGUUUGGUAGCUCUGCCUUGGUCCCGAAGGUUCUUGACAUCUUUCUGUUUAACCACUACCACGUUCCCUACUACGACUGCUUGAUAUACAAACUUGCCUGCAAUGACAAAACUCCCAACAUGGUCAUAGAAGCUAUAUCCAUAAUGAGCCCUGAGGAGAAAGCUGCCACUACAUUUAAUGCCACAUUUGUUCGUCCUGCAAAAUUUUACAUCAGUGGAUUUUCUGACAUCCCUCAUGUUCAGUAUUACUAUGUCUUCCUGUGUUUUGUUUAUAUCAUGACUGUUUUUGGGAAUGUUUUUCUCCUCUCAGUUAUCUACCUGGUGGAAACUCUUCAUACUCCUAAAUACAUGAUUGUGUCCAGCCUGGCUGUGACAGAUUUGUGUUGCAGCACUGCUCUUAUUCCCAAACUCUUAGAAACUUUUUUGUUUGAUAAAAGGUACAUUGUCUAUGAGGCUUGCUUAAGUUAUAUGUUCUUUGUUUUAUUCUUUGCAUGUGUGCAAUCUUGGACACUUACCACUAUGGCAUAUGACAGAUUCAUAGCAAUUUGCUUUCCUUUAAGGUACCAUAGUAUUGUGACUAAACCAGCUAUUAUUGCAAUACUGCUGUUUGUGUGGGCUUCUUUAUUUAGUCUCAUGGCAUCUACUGUUGGGCUUAUUGAUCGCCUUUCUUUCUGUAGAUCUUUGGUGAUUAAGAGCUUUUUCUGUGAUCAUGCACCUGUAUAUCGUCUGGCCUGUAAUGACACAUCUUUAAAUAAGAUAAUGGCAUUUGUUGCUUUCAUUAUAGUCCUUUGUAUUCCUAUUAUACUAAUAGCCAUCACAUAUUUUUGCAUUGCCAUAGCACUGAGCAGGAUUGCAUCAGGAGUGGAGAGACUUAGAGCUUUGAAAACGUGUUCUUCUCACCUGAUCCUUGUGGCUAUUUCUUUCCUACCAAUACUUGGCACUAACAUAGCUGUGGUAGCCUCCAAUAUCCAUCCUAACGCAAGGAUCAUAAACUCCUCAUUGACACACACUAUACCUGCUUUGCUCAAUCCUAUUGUGUACUCUUUAAAGACAGAAGAAGUGCUGAACUCUAUAAAGAAGCUUUUCAAAAGAAACAGGCUUAGAUAA
Messenger RNA from Scomber japonicus (chub mackerel), 2229 nucleotides. RefSeq lists its product as uncharacterized. The transcript is spliced from 5 exons. Gene Ontology annotation, cellular component: membrane. NCBI's taxonomy places the organism in Eukaryota, Metazoa, Chordata, Actinopteri, Scombriformes, Scombridae. Bases 1 to 2229 code for a protein of 742 amino acids. The record is from RefSeq and is a predicted model, not a curated record. Gene Ontology annotation, molecular function: G protein-coupled receptor activity; olfactory receptor activity. Gene Ontology annotation, biological process: G protein-coupled receptor signaling pathway.